AUGAUUUGUGAAGUUUUCAUUCUUCUUUGCAGUUUUAAUGCAUUAUUAAUAUCUGCAGAUCUCAUUAGACAAACGGAUCUUGGCUUGGUCCAUGGCACAUUGGAACAAUGGGAUAAUAGAAGCGUGGAAUGCUAUCUUGGGAUCCCCUAUGCUGCACCUCCAGUGAACAUCCUUCGAUUUCAGCCUCCCAAGCGACAUCCUGUAUGGAAUAAUACCCUGAAUGCAACGAUGUUUGGACCAAUGUGUCCUCAAGAAUUUCUUGACGCUGAUCAAGUACAUGGCAAUGAGGACUGCCUCAAGCUGAACAUCUAUGUGCCACAUAAAAUGGCUGUUUCUAGCAAGUUGCUGCCAGUGAUGAUAUGGCUUCAUGGAGGGUCCUUUGUCCUUGGCUCUGGGAAUUAUAAGGCUCACGUGCUAGCUGACUUUGGCCAGGUUAUUGUAGUGACAAUCAACUACAGACUUGGGGUGUUUGGAUUUCUUUCAACAGGAGACAGUGCAGCAACUGGCAAUAAUGGACUUCUUGACCAACGCUUUGCAAUAUUGUGGGUAAAGACCAACAUCAAAAAUUUUGGUGGCAAUCCAGAGGCCAUAGUAAUAUUUGGACAGUCUGCAGGAGGUGUUAGUGUUGGAUUACAAUGUCUGUCACCUCUCAACACUGGACUCUUUAAUCAAGCAAUUUUACAGAGUGGGGUUGCUGUUGCACCUGGGACAAGGCAAGCACUUGAUGUAGUUGGUGAUGCAGGUUUCGUCGCGCCACUGGUGAUAACAAGUGACUUCAUAGCCAAUGCAAGAAAGAAUGUUUACAUUUAUUACUUUACUAAACACCCUAACACAUCUCUAUCACCUGAAUGGAUGGGAGCAGGGCACGGAGAUGAGCUUGUGUUUAUAUUUGGAGUUCCAAUAAUGGGAGGAUCACUUGUAGGAGAGAAGGAGUUGGCCCUGAGUCGACAAAUAAUGACAUAUUGGACAAACUUUGCUAAAACCGGUAAUCCAAAUUCACCCAUGAAAGUGCCAGUUAACUGGCCGAAGUACAACAAGAGAACCUCUCAUUAUCUCCAAUUGGAUAUCAACCUGUCGGAAUUGAAUGUAAAGAAACACCUAAAGCCCAGACGGGUUAAUUUCUGGAACCAGCUCAUCCCUAGAUUGCAGAAGGUUAAGGAAUGUCCGGUUACAAAGCCCCAAAAUGAUCCCUUGAUUUGGACCCAAAAUGGUCUUUUACGAGGUAUCAGGAUUCAGCAGAAUGGUAAACUGACAGAUAUUUUCAAAGGAAUUCCAUAUGCACAGCCACCUACUGGGGAAUUGCGUUUCCAAAAGCCAAGACCAUUGAAUUCAUGGAAGGGUAUUCGGGAUGCAAAAACAUAUGGAAAUAUCUGCAUGCAGGACCAAGUGUUCAAAAAGGAUGUCCAGGGUGAUGAAGAUUGCUUGACCCUGAAUAUAUGGAUCCCGAAUGGCAUUCAAGAUGCAUUGAAGAAGAAACUGGCUGUCAUGAUUUGGAUUCACGGAGGAGCAUUUGCCAUUGGAUCAAGUCAUGGCAUCGGUCUUAUAAACAGCUCUUUGUAUGAUGGCAAUGAACUGGCCCCGGGAGAAGUCAUUGUCGUGACUGUCAACUAUCGUCUGGGUGCACUUGGCUUCCUCAGUACAGGAGAUGACAACGGAAGAGGUAACUAUGGCUUGUGGGACCAACAUACAGCCAUAGCCUGGGUGAAGAGCAACAUUGCAAACUUUGGAGGAAAUCCAGAGCUCAUCACUCUAUUUGGUGAAUCUGCUGGAGGUGCCAGUACAAGCUUCCACAUAAUAUCACCAGUCAACAGAGGCCUCUUCAGACGUGUCAUUUCGCAGAGCGGUGAUGCCCGGGCCAUUUGGGCUGUGAAUCGAAACCCACUCCGUACUGCCCGUAGAGUUGCCCGGGCUGUGGGAUGCCCACUGGAAGACAAUGCUGCCAUGAUGUUCUGCCUCAGGCAGGUGCCUGCUAAAGAUAUCGUGUUGGCUAUUCGAGUGACAGAGUUGCUUAACAAAGAGAAGCUGAUCUUUUUUCUUCCAUUUGUCCCUACAAUAGAUGGUGAAUUCCUCCCUGUUGAGCCAGAGAUGCUGUUUGAAAACAGUAAAGAUAUUGAUUAUUUGCUGGGUUGCAACAGUGGUGAUGCCCAUUUGUUCGUGUCUGCCUGGUUCCCUGGAGUGAAUAUCCCCUUUGGAAUUAGUCCGGCUAAAUUCCGAACAGCAGUAGAAAAGGGCGUGGGUUCCUUAGGUGAGGAUGUGAUGGAGUCAGUUAUAUUUGAGUACACUGACUGGGAGAAUCCAACACAGCUUUCUAGAAGACAGGGUUUGUCGCAACUGUAUACUGAUAUGGAAUUUUGUGCCCCAGCAUUUGGAUCUGCUCAGAAGCAUGCCGUGAUAGGCAGAAAUGCCAGCUGGACAUAUGUCUACCAGUUUUCAUACCCCUCAAGAAUGCCAAAUGUAAUCUGGCCAGAGUGGAUUGGUGCCCUUCAUACAGAAGAACUCCACUUUCUCUUUGGGAAACCUUUCUCCCUGCCACAGUGGUACAACCAACAGGAGAGGGAGUUGAGCCAGGCCAUGAUGAACUACUGGUCCAACUUUGCGAAAACAGGGAACCCUAACUAUCCUGUAUCAGUUCCUGUUGUCUGGCCGGAGCACAGCGUUGAGAAACAUUAUAUGGAUCUGAACGUGAACCUAACUGAAAGAAUCAGUGGGGAGGAACCUCAGACCAAAGCAGUUUGCAAUGUGGAAUGA
This is a messenger RNA of Pristis pectinata (smalltooth sawfish), 2748 nucleotides long. Its product is annotated as bile salt-activated lipase-like. The record is from RefSeq and is a predicted model, not a curated record. Gene Ontology annotation, cellular component: cell surface; postsynaptic specialization membrane; synapse. NCBI's taxonomy places the organism in Eukaryota, Metazoa, Chordata, Chondrichthyes, Rhinopristiformes, Pristidae. Gene Ontology annotation, molecular function: signaling receptor activity; sterol ester esterase activity; triacylglycerol lipase activity. Gene Ontology annotation, biological process: presynaptic membrane assembly; modulation of chemical synaptic transmission; postsynaptic membrane assembly.